This is a messenger RNA of Suillus subalutaceus, 3399 nucleotides long. RefSeq lists its product as uncharacterized. Bases 1 to 3399 code for a protein of 1132 amino acids. The record is from RefSeq and is a predicted model, not a curated record. The transcript has 11 exons. Lineage: Eukaryota; Fungi; Basidiomycota; Agaricomycetes; Boletales; Suillaceae.
AUGAUUCCUUCAGAGCAGCCAGUGGUGGAGGAAAAUACUUUGCAGAUAAUGGAGAAGAUAAUCGAUUGCGGAAUCCUUGAAUCGAGCCCACUGGGGUGGAGGGUCGCAAGAACUCGUACGGUCAAUGAUGUGUCCGAUGAUGGGUGGAAUACGGAAGAAGAUGAUGUCGAGUUACAGGCAGCCAUUCUCAGUUGUGGAAUUUUGGAGGCAUCGUUGCAUUGUAGGACAGAAGAUAAACGUCCGCGGGCAAGUCCAAAAAAGAAGGUUGUCAAACCAAAAGCCGAUCGAGGAGGAACAAAUCAGAAGCAAGUAUUUGCUAUGCAGGAAGUGGAAUCCUUGACUCAGAUUCUGCAACCUAAUCGUGGAAAACGUACCGUUCAUGCCACUAUGGACCCAAUCCUUGAGGAACCACUAGUCAUACAGCAGGGGGAUAAUUCACCUCGAAAUAUACAUGCUGCCCCUGUCAAGUGGAGGGGUGCAAAGUCUUAUCAAGAUCCGACAAGUGAUCAGCGUUAUGACGAGGGAACGACUAUAGAUGAAGAUACGUGCACCGAACUCCAGGCUGCCAUAGCAGCAUGUGGGAUUUUAACGAUGGGGAAGCUGCAAAUGGAAGGAAGGUCACGUUAUGCAAGCAGCCCAAUGAAGCGAAGCGACAGCGGGGACGGCCAACAACACGACCCGGGUGAGCGCCCUCAUCAGUAUGCAGGAAAUGGUCUACUAGAUGAGGAAGGAAUGACUGCAGAUGUCAAUAUCACUGAACUACAGGCUGCCAUAGCAGCCUGUGGAAUUUUGGAUGAUGGUGCCGUUGCACAUGGACGGAAUGCCGCGGUGGAGAAGCAACGGAAUGAAACUAAGCUGCUGUUCAUCCUCACCAUUGACACGUCGUUAAUUGUGGAGUCAUUCCACUCAGGAGAUAUUGAGGCAAUGCAUAUAAACGGUCAGGGUGAGGCACAGAACCGCAUAAAUGGUGGUGGAGGUCAGGUCCUCCACGCCAGUAUUCGUGCAGUCCCUGUUAGACCUGUGAAGCCACCGAAUACCGCUAAGCGACAGCGGGGAAGGCCAAAGAAACGAGCGACGAGACAAAAACAAAAUAGUAGGUCCAUUAAAAUACCAUCAUGGUGGAAUAUCGAGUCGGUCUACUCAGGAAACAUUGAUAUAGACGGUGAGAAUGAGACACAAACUCGCACCAUUGAUGGUGAACGACCGGUGGUCCAUGCUAUCAUCGGGCGAGAACCUGGUCAGCUGCCAGCACAACUACAAGAUGCAGAUGCUAUCACACCAGAUAAAAACGAUAGAGGUGCGAUUGCAAUACACACUGUUAUGACGAUAGAAGAAGAUGUGGUCGAUGGUUGUGCAGACACAGAGCCCAGACAUGGCAGUGAAUGCCCUGAGGGAUUGUCAGGACGUCGAGCCUUUUCAGCGAUGGUGGUCAUCAUGUCCCAGGGGGGGCACGAUCAUGUUCCAGAUGACAACACUAUGGAGGGCGACCACGAAAACAAAGCCGGAGAGAUCCGGAAGACAUUGCAUCUCGGGCGAUGGCGCGACCAGGGGCGAUGGAUGGAUGUUGUUGAAAAUAUCCCCACGCUCAGGGUAGACACGUGGCUGGAUUCACAGGUUGCCAACUACUAUCUGGCUCAUGCCUGGUAUGAUAGGCUGGGACGAGUCAAAGUCAGAUUUGUCGACAUGUUCGCUGCUGGUGGGACAACCCAAUGGACUGAUGAAGAACUGGAGCUCUUCAGGAUGGAUCACUUUGUCCCUAGUGACGGUCCGUGUCCGAUGAUCCCUGUGGGAUUCGUAGUUCAUUGUAUCAAUCACUUUUUUGUGGUCAUAUUUGACUACCAUCGACGUACGGCGCACGUCCUCGGUCGCUUCAUGUCAACAGAGGGGAUAGCUGUGGCGACAGGCGGUGGAAAAAAAGAUCCAAAUGACUGGAAUGCCUGGAAUGGGCCUCAACGUUGGGAAAGUAUUGCAACACUCCAUGGUUGGAGGGCAGGACGCUCUGAGGAUGUUCGAAUAAUCCCCAAAAACUGGAUCCAAAAUGGAGUUGACUGCGGUCCGAUAGCUUGCUCAGUACUAGAGCAAGCUCUCAGCUUUGGGCUGGAUGAUCAUGGCGAUCUCCCUCUGCAAUCAUUUCAUAUACCGUGCGGUCACAUACUGCGGAUAGCUAUGUUGAAAGUUGUUGCAGGUCGAAUCAAGAAGAGCUGCAGUGACUACUUGAUGCUCCGCGAUGAACUCCAAGCUGAUAUGUGGCACCACAUUUACCUAAGCGACGAUGACAUUCACGCCAUCGAGACUGGACAGCAUCAGGCCAGAUGUGUAACCAUGCUUCAUGCUUUGUAUGUCGCCAGUGCAACAUGCGAGAACUGCCACCGCUCCCCUGCACUCCAAGUCAUCCAAACUCCAACCAGUACCGAUCGGCAUGUAGAAGGCGAUUACACUCAUUAUUCCACCUCUGACAUCGACGAAGAGGGUGACAACGAAGCAGACAAUCAAUUCCCGGGAGACAUGGUCUCUGAUACUCGGAAGGCGAAUCUUUUGAAGCUGUUGAAAUCGAAUAAGGAAUUGGCUGGGUCACGCGAUCGCAAUGCUAUAUCUCCACAUGCCUCGGAUUCAGCAGAGGGGGUCAUGGAGCGAUUCCCUCGUCCAACUACAGCGGUGCCACUGCCGGCCUACAUGGGACGCAGAUGGUUGAUGGACGACAGGACAUUCGAUGAUUAUGAGGGUGGCCCUACCAUAGAGAUGUUAAUGGCUCCUGUUGAUGUCCAGCCAACCAUGGAUCAGGCCAAGUUCAUUCCAAAUGUUUUAUCAAUGCCGGCCCAUCGUCCACCAUGGACUACAUCAUGCCAAUCGGUACCACCGAACUCUAUGACCCCUCAAACCAGGUUCCCGAUCAGUGUGACAGGCCGAUAUAGCUUGGAUAGGUCAGGGUCCAACAAUAAUAUUGAUCCACCUCUCGACCGGCAUUCUGUGUCUGGACACGAGAUCUUUCUGUGUGGCCGCACUAGUUUUUCAGAUGGUGCCAAAUACAUAUGCGUCGAUCUAGAACGAGACGCUGUCGAUGUUGAUGAACGCGACAUCGAGGUCUCUGUGGACAUAGACAGCAUCAUCUGGGUUACCAGUGAAUUCCGAAUCAAGGGAACCAUCGGAAUUUAUAUGACGCCGCUCUUUCAGUCACGGCCAGGGAUCUUCAAGCACAAUCACACAUCCAUCGAUAUACUGAUUCCCCAGUCAGAAGAGGAUUCAAAUGCGCCUGGAGGCAGGACAGAGUGGGCUAUCCAAGCGGUUCAACAUGUCGGCCAUCCCCCACAUUUGCAUUGGACGCAUCUCCAGCGCCUCAUCGAUUCUAAACAUAUACCUGAUGUUCCCUCGAAUGAUCCAUCAACACCCAGUCAAUGGUAG